AUGCCAGCCGACAAUCACAGCGUUUUUGAUCCUGUCACCUUCAUCCUGAUCGGCUUUCCUGGAACGGAGGAGUCUGACUUCUGGCUCGCCAUCCCCUUCUGUCUGAUGUACGUUGCGGCGCUUCUGGGGAACUCUCUCCUCCUGUUCAUCAUAGCGACAGAACGAAGCCUCCAUGAGCCCAUGUACCUUUUCCUCUCCAUGCUGGUCACUGCUGAUCUGCUGUUGUCCACCAGUUCAGUGCCCAAGAUGCUGGCUCUUUUCUGGUUCAGAGCAGGGGAAAUUUCUUUUGCUGCCUGCCUCACCCAGAUGUUCUUCAUCUACGUCAGUUUCACUUCUGAGUCGGGCAUCCUGCUGGCCAUGGCAUUUGAUCGGUACGUUGCCAUCUGCAACCCCCUGAGAUACACCACCCUGCUCACCAAGCCUGUGGUCGGGAAGAUCGGGCUGGCGGUUCUCACAAGGAGCGUCGGCGUCUUUUUUCCUUACGUCUUUCUCCUGAAACGCCUGAAAUUCUGCAGAACCAACCUCCUGCCUCACACCUACUGCCAGGAAUGGGCCAUCGCCCAGCUGGCCUGCAACGACAUCACAGUCAACUUCUGGUACGGCGUUGCCAUAGCCACUUUCGCAUUUGGUUUGGACGCCGUGCUCAUUGCUGUAUCUUACGUGCUGAUUCUCUGGGCCGUCUUCCGACUCCCCUCCAAAGACGCCCGGCUCAAGGCCCUGCGCACCUGCGGCUCCCACGUCUGUGUCAUCCUGAUGUUCUACUCGUCAACUUUUAUCUCCUACUGCACAGAGGAGUUUCGGAACAUCGUCCCGGGAUAUAUUUUCAAUUUACUGGCCAACAGCCACGUGCUCGUUCCCCCCAUGUUAAACCCCAUCAUUUAUGGGGUGACCACAAAGGAGAUGCUGAAACGGGUGAUCAAUUUGUGUUCUCGAUGGUGCCGACGAAGCUCCCUGCAAUGCUAAAGGAGGCAUCAGAAAAUGCCUUUGGACAUGGCAAUGAACGUUGGGUUUUCAUCAGAACCGUAGGGCUGCUGUAAUGAUGGCCCUGCCCUGGGCUAGCUUGAACAUUUCUCUCACUUGCCAACAGAAUGGGUGCACCAGAAGAUAUUUUUCC
Messenger RNA from Pelodiscus sinensis (Chinese soft-shelled turtle), 1114 nucleotides. NCBI's taxonomy places the organism in Eukaryota, Metazoa, Chordata, Testudines, Trionychidae. The record is from RefSeq and is a predicted model, not a curated record.